GGCAAGCAAAAGAGCUCCGCUUCCAGCUUUCCACUCCACCUUUUUAGUGUCUAGGAACUGGAGGAGUACCAGGAACAAUCAAUCCCCCACUCGUGGGUAUCGUCAUUUCCCCAUGCCAGAACCAGACGAGAACACCGGUUAACACUUGACGAGUUCUUCCGUCCGAGGCCAUAGAAAAGGAACGCGACAGAAGACAUCAGUCUUGGAAUCUUUCAAACGUACAACGUAUCCUCUUUUCACAACUAAAACAACUAAUUCGAUCUUCAGAGCUAGCUGAUACACCGUUUGCUGUUCACCGUUCACUGUUCACUCUUCACUAUUUUCUACUUCAAUCUCAUUAUAAGAUCGAAAAAUGGCCGGAAAGGAUAGCAGUAACUCUCGAGGUCCACCCCCUACUGGUCUCCCGGGCGUGGAAAAGCUUCCUGAUGGAUUGCAAAAAAUCGUAGAUAAAGCAGAUACCGAGGAUAACUUCUAUGAUGAGCUUUAUGAUGGAUACGCUCCUCAGACCACCGAAAGCAAUAUUAGAUACGCGGCAUAUGCUACUCGCAUUCGAACAGCCCUAUUAUCUGCGCAACGAUAUGUAGCUUAUACAUCAGACAUCGGGGAGUCGUUUCGACCGGUAGCUCAUCCAAACUGGGUUCGAGCAGCUUAUGGCGUUUCAUGGGCCUAUCUCAUUGGCGAUGUCACACAUGAGGGAUACAAGGCAUACUGUAGGAAUCAGGAAGUUUUGCAUCCGGAACUUCCACGAGAGGCUAUGCACGAUCGAUACAAUGAUGCAAAAACCGAUCUUAAGAUAGUCGCCAAUGAGAGCGGGGUGUCACUAAAACCUCGUCAAGUUGCACCACUAGAAGACUAUAGGACAGUAAUGGCACAGCGUGCCCUAUUCCAAGGAAUUGCUUCAAUGGGUCUACCUGCCUUUACCAUUCAUUCCAUUGUGCGGUAUUCCGGUAAAUACAUGAAGAAUGUCAAGAAUGUAAGGAUUAGAACAUGGGGACCCAUAGGUUUGGGGCUGGCUGCUGUACCCGCUUUACCUUUCUUGUUUGACAAGCCUGUCGAGGAAGCAGUUGAAUUUGUAUUCCAUAAAGGCUUCGAGACCUUCGGCGGUAAGCCUGCCGUAGGUAACGCACCUGUCACGGGUCGGGAGCAUUUGUUAGAGCGACCCGAGAAGGCGAAGAAAGAAAAAGAAUUGUGACGAAUAGUUAUCUUUAAAAUUCGGAGCAUGGCGUUUAGGGGACAUCCAUCUCUAUUGGUAUUGGGUCAGCAAAAUAUCAACUCUA
This is a messenger RNA of Botrytis cinerea B05.10, 1277 nucleotides long. RefSeq lists its product as hypothetical. Gene Ontology annotation, biological process: mitochondrial fission. NCBI's taxonomy places the organism in Eukaryota, Fungi, Ascomycota, Leotiomycetes, Helotiales, Sclerotiniaceae. The transcript is spliced from 4 exons. Gene Ontology annotation, cellular component: mitochondrion. The coding region runs from base 353 to 1192 and encodes 279 amino acids. The record is from RefSeq and is a predicted model, not a curated record.